AUGCCGGUAAAUCUUCAAGAUCGGUACGAUCGGGAACUUCAAAAGUGUUAUUGCGCUCGCGCUUCAUGCAAUUUCGGCUGUGAAAUCGCGGAAUUCUGUGACAACUUGAUUGAUGGAAUCCAGAAACAGGCUCCUUUAAAGGAGCUGGAGUCGUUAUUCAUCGAACAAGACACUCUCUCCGGAGUUCUCCGUAGCGCAAACGGUGACUGGUGCGAUAUGUUCCAAGAUAACGCAAAAGAGAUGGACAAUCACAUGAUGUUCAUUAAGAGCAGCCUUUUUCGAACGAUCGUAGUCAUGCAGUUUCUCUACAACUGUACAAUGGGUAUCUACAAGAGUUGCAGAAACCGUGUCAUCCAUCACUUUGACCUUGAUCCGUACGGUCGGAUCACUGCAGAAAACGGGGACUACGUUCACCAAAUCAUUACCGACCCAAGAUUCAACUUUGCUAGACUCUUCCGCUCGUCUAUUCGCAUUCUGGAGCAUGAAAUCAAACGGAUGGAUUUCACCAAGCAAUGCGUCCACGAAAUAAUGCAUAUACUCGACCUUCAACUCCCAGAAGUAGAGUUAAGCGAUCAAAACUUGGCCAACAAGGUUAACAACGAAGGACGCAAAGAUUUAGAAAAAACAUCAAAGCAACACAAGUUCAUGCUGAACACCUACCGUGUCUGGCACAACAAGAACCGCAACUAUUUGAAGACAGCCGAAAAAAUGAUGUCUAGCCACUUGUACAAACUGAUUCGUAUGCGCGACAUGCAUGUCUUGGCACUGGACAACUGGAACGAUUUCUCCGUGAUUCCAGAUCCAUUCCACCCACGCAACUUUGAAAACUUGUUCAUCAAGGUCUAA
Messenger RNA from Caenorhabditis briggsae, 846 nucleotides. NCBI's taxonomy places the organism in Eukaryota, Metazoa, Nematoda, Chromadorea, Rhabditida, Rhabditidae. The record is from RefSeq and is a predicted model, not a curated record. The transcript is spliced from 7 exons. Bases 1 to 846 code for a protein of 281 amino acids.